This is a messenger RNA of Trichoderma citrinoviride, 1686 nucleotides long. RefSeq names its product catalase-domain-containing protein. The transcript has 4 exons. Gene Ontology annotation, molecular function: heme binding; catalase activity. Lineage: Eukaryota; Fungi; Ascomycota; Sordariomycetes; Hypocreales; Hypocreaceae. Gene Ontology annotation, biological process: response to hydrogen peroxide; hydrogen peroxide catabolic process. The record is from RefSeq and is a predicted model, not a curated record. Gene Ontology annotation, cellular component: peroxisome; mitochondrion; cytoplasm. Bases 1 to 1686 code for a protein of 561 amino acids.
AUGGGUUCUACAUCAUACUCUGCGUCAAGCCGUGAAAACGGCAAUCUACACUUGAAUUACAUCGACGACCGCAACACUGCAGCUCAGCAGACCGUAUACACUGCCAGCAAUGGAGCUCCAGUGCCCCAUCCUUUCGAAGCCCAGCGUGCGGGAGAUAAUGGCCCGCUACUGCUACAAGACUUCCACCUGAUCGAUCUCCUCUCCCACUUUGACCGCGAAAGAAUCCCCGAGCGAGUCGUCCACGCCAAAGGCGGCGGCGCCCACGGCUACUACCGAACCACCAACCCCCUCGACGACCUCUGCCUCGCAGACAUCUUCUCCGCGGAAGGCAAAGAAUGUCCCAUCACCGUCCGCUUCUCCACCGUCGGCGGCGAAGGCGGUUCCCACGACCACGCCCGCGACCCGCGCGGGUUCUCCAUCAAGUUCCGCACCGAAGAGGGCAACUGGGACCUCGUCCAGAACAACACGCCCGUCUUCUUCAUCCGGGAUCCGGCCAAGUUCCCCCACCUGAUCCAUACCCAGAAGCGGCAUCCCGCGAGCCACCUGGGCAGCGGCGACGACUCCACCAUGUUCUGGGAAUACUUCUGCCAGAACCCCGAGUCCGUCCACCAGGUCAUGUACACCUUUGGCGACCGCGGCAUCCCCGACAGCUGGCGCCACAUGCACGGCUUCAGCGGCCACACCUUCAAGCUCGUCAACAAGCAAGGGUCCUGGGUGUACUGCCAGAUCCACGUCCGCUCGAAGCAGGGCACCGGCUUCCUGACCCAGGAGGAGUCGACGAGGCGCUCUCCGGACGCCAACCAGAAGGACCUCUACCAAGCCAUCGAGCGCGGCGAGUUCCCCCAGUGGGACCUGUGCGUGCAGACCAUGACCCCGAAGGAGGCUGAGGAGCUGUGGGAGACGCAGAAGAUCAAUGUCUUUGAUCUUACGCACUGCUGGCCGCAGGGACAGUUCCCGCUUCGCAAGGUUGGGGAGCUUUGCCUCAAUGAGAAUGUGAAGAAUUACUUUGCGGAGAUUGAGCAGAUUGCCUUUAGUCCAUCUCAUCUUAUUCCAGGAAUCGAACCCUCUGCCGACCCCGUCCUUCAGGGCCGCCUGUUCUCAUACCCCGAUACGCAACGUCACCGUCUCGGAGCAAACUACCAGCAACUCCCCGUCAACGCCCCUCGCACAGGCUAUCACAUGGCCAACUUCCAGCGAGACGGCCCCAUGGCCUUUUACAACCAGGGCUCGAGGCCAAACUACCUCUCCUCCAUCGAGCCCAUAUCCUUCAAAGAGCGCAAGACCAACCUGGACAUAACCCACGGCCACUUCGUCGGCAAGGCGAUUACGUUCUUGUCGGAGAUACGACCGGAGGAUUUCAGUCAGCCGCGCGCUCUCUGGGAGAGGGUGUUUGACGAUGCCGCCAAGGAGAGGUUCAUUGGGAAUGUGGCGGGCCAUAUGAGCACUUGCACUGACAAGGAGAUUAUUCGCCGCCAGAUUGGCAUCUUCCGCGAGGUGUCUGAUGAUUUGGCCACCAGGCUGGAGAAGGCUACGGGCGUCAAGGGAUAUCCGGGUAUUAGUGGGCUUGUCUUCAACGGUUGCCAUAAUGGAAUGGCGAAGGAUGCUGCCCUUCGAGCUGCGAAUGGCCAGAAGAGGCCUCACUUUAACGAGAGUAACGGAGCGCCCUCGGCUGGAACUCACGACUAG